Molecule: messenger RNA, 543 nt
Organism: Morchella sextelata
Lineage: Eukaryota; Fungi; Ascomycota; Pezizomycetes; Pezizales; Morchellaceae
Exons: 6
Coding region: 1-543 (180 amino acids)
Molecular function (GO): methyltransferase activity
Source: RefSeq, a predicted model, not a curated record
AUGUCGGCUCCACUCCACCAAAGGAAAUACGAUCAACAAAGCAUACCGAUUGAGGUUGACCCUCUUCUAGAAGGGGAUAGUGACGCCACGAGUAGUACUUCUGACUAUGAAAGCGGAUCGACAUAUGCCUUCCCCAAUGAUGAGACUGAACAAGAAAGACUAGAUAUCAUCCAUCAUACCUACAGCAUGCUCAUAGACGACAAAUUGCACCUAGCUCCUAUCGGUCUAAAUCCACAAAGAAUUCUUGAUAUCGGGACAGGAACCGGGAUCUGGGCUAUCGAUGUAGCGGAGCGCUAUCCAUCCGCUGAAGUCAUCGGAACUGAUCUCAGCCCAAUUCGACCAAGUUGGCAUGUAUACCAAUUCUUUUUGGCUAGAGAACAACGCCCUAACUUUAGCAGGGUUCCGCCCAAUGUAAGCUUUCAAAUCGACGAUGCAGAAAGCGAAUGGACGUUCGGGGAAAGCUCUUUUGAUUUUGUUCAUAUGCGGCAUUUGAAUGGGUCAAUCAAAGAUUGGCAAGCUCUGUUGAACCAAGCGUUCAAGUAA